AUUUUCUUUUUUUUUGUUUUAUUCCACAAAAAUAUGUCGUUUGUGCGAUCCUUACUUGGAGGACUUCCAGUAAGGGCAACCUUCAAAGCUGCUACAGCUUCUUUUGUAGAGGCUACACCGCAAAACGCUUUCUCUCUGUUUCCUAUUGCUAUGUCCCGCCGCUUCCAAUCCACCGAGGCCGAAGCAAAGGACCUUCAACGUCUUGAUAAACUUCGUAACAUUGGUAUUUCAGCUCACAUCGAUUCCGGUAAAACUACUUGUACUGAACGUAUUCUUUACUACACUGGUCGUAUCAAGGAGAUCCAUGAUGUCCGUGGCCGUGAUGGUGUAGGAGCAAAGAUGGAUUCUAUGGAUUUGGAAAGAGAAAAGGGUAUUACUAUUCAAUCUGCCGCAACUUAUGCUAGUUGGGGUGACCACAAUAUUAAUAUUAUUGAUACUCCUGGCCACGUUGAUUUCACUAUAGAAGUUGAACGUGCUUUGCGUGUGUUGGAUGGUGCUGUUAUGAUUUUAUGUUCUGUUUCUGGUGUGCAAUCUCAAACGAUCACUGUAGAUCGUCAGAUGCGUCGUUAUAAUGUUCCCCGUAUUUCUUUUAUCAAUAAGAUGGAUCGUGCUGGUGCUAAUCCAUUCCGUAUUAUUGAUCAACUCCGACAAAAACUCAAGUUGACUGCUGCUGCUGUUCAGAUCCCUAUUGGUGCUGAAGAUCAGUUUAGAGGUGUUGUUGAUUUGAUUAGAUGGAAGGCUUUUUACAAUGAAGGUGAAAGUGGUGAAAAUUUGGUUGAAAAGGAUAUUCCUGAAGAACUCAUGCCUCUUGCUACUGAAAAACGUCAAGAAUUGAUUGAACAAUUGGCUAACGUGGAUGAUGAAAUUGCUGAUAUCUAUUUGUUAGAAGAAAUUCCUACUACUGAGCAAUUUAUUGAUGCUAUUCGCCGUUCUACCAUUAGUUUGAAGUUUACUCCUGUCCUGAUGGGUUCUGCCUUUAAGAACACAGCUGUCCAACCUCUUUUGAAUGCUAUUGUUGAUUACUUGCCUAACCCUACUGAAGUGACAAACACUGCCUUGGAUAUCAACAAGGAUGAAGAAAAGGUCGAUUUGAAGCCUUAUUCCAACAGUCCUUUUGUUGGUCUUGCUUUCAAGUUGGAAGAAGGUCGUUAUGGUCAAUUGACUUACAUGCGUAUCUAUCAAGGUUCUUUGAAGAAGGGUUCUUUUAUCACCAAUGUCAAGACUGGCAAGAAAAUCAAAGUCCCUCGUCUUGUUCGUAUGCAUGCUGCUGAUAUGGAAGAUGUUGAUGAAUUAGGUGCUGGUGAAAUCGGUGCCAUGUUUGGUGUUGACUGUGCUAGUGGCGAUACUUUUACUGAUGGUAGUCUUCAAUACACAAUGACAUCUAUGUUUGUUCCUGAACCUGUUAUCUCUCUCUCUUUGACUCCCAAGGGUAAGGAAAGCCCUAAUUUCUCUAAGGCUUUGAACCGUUUUCAAAAGGAAGAUCCUACUUUCCGUGUCCAUGUUGAUUCUGAAUCCAAGGAAACAAUUAUCUCUGGUAUGGGUGAACUUCACUUGCAAAUCUAUGUUGAGCGUAUGAAGCGUGAAUACAAUGUCGAAUGUCUUACUGGUAAACCUCGCGUUGCCUUCCGUGAAACAAUCACACAACCUUCCAAAUUUAACUACACUCACAAGAAGCAAUCUGGUGGUGCUGGUCAAUUCGGUCGCGUUGUUGGUCAAUUGGAACCCAUGACUCGCGAUGAAGAAACUGGCAAGGAUAUUGAAUUUGAAAACCGCGUUAUUGGUGGUAACAUCCCUACCAACUUCAUUCCUGCUUGUGAAAAGGGUUUCAAUGAUGCCCUCGAAAAGGGUCCUUUAAUUGGUCAUCCUGUCAAUGGUGUUCGUAUGGUUUUGGAAGACGGUGCUGCCCACGCUGUUGAUUCCAGUGAGUUGGCUUUCCGUAUUGCUACCAAGAAUGCCUUUAGUGAAGCCUUUGCUAAAGCUAGACCUGUCAUUUUAGAACCCAUCAUGAAUGUUGCUAUUACUGCCCCUAUUGAAUUCCAAGGUUCUGUUAUUGGUGGUUUGAACAAGCGUAAGGGUACUGUUGUUGAUACUGAAAUUCAAGAAGACUAUUUUGCUGUUACUGCUGAUGUUCCUUUGAAUGACAUGUUCGGUUACUCUACUGAACUGAGAUCUGCCACUCAAGGUAAGGGUGAGUUCUCUAUGGAAUACAAGGAUCAUCAACCUGUUCAAACACACAUCCAAGAAGCUCUUAUCCAAGAAUACAAGAAGGAAAUGGCUGCCAAAGCCAAGUAA
This is a messenger RNA of Gilbertella persicaria, 2292 nucleotides long. Its product is annotated as translation elongation factor G. Bases 34 to 2292 code for a protein of 752 amino acids. NCBI's taxonomy places the organism in Eukaryota, Fungi, Mucoromycota, Mucoromycetes, Mucorales, Choanephoraceae. Gene Ontology annotation, biological process: mitochondrial translational elongation. Gene Ontology annotation, molecular function: GTPase activity; translation elongation factor activity; GTP binding. Gene Ontology annotation, cellular component: mitochondrion. The record is from RefSeq and is a predicted model, not a curated record. The transcript is spliced from 3 exons.